GUUCCUCUGCAUGUGUAGAUCUUGCUUGCUUCAGUGCCGGAGCCGGAAUGAGGUGACGCAGAGCGGCUACCUUGUGCCUUUAAGAAGCUGAAAAACAGCACGGCCACCGGCAAACGUAUUUGGUUGCCGGGGCCUAUAUGUUGGAGAAAACCCGUGAAGGGGGUGGAGUUUGGAGAUCCUGCGCACUGAAGUUGUUCCUGGCUUGGCAGGCAGGCAGGAGCUGGCCGAGUAGAGAGAGAACGGAAGCUGGCCGGGCAUUGCAGAGGCUAGGAGCGUGGUGCGCUGCUGCGGGCAGGCAAGGGCGACAGAGGCGGGCGCCAGCGGUACUCCAGAAGAGCUCAUGAUGCCGCAUCCUUUGCUCCUGCUGUUCCUGCUGCUUCAAGCGCCCCGGUUGUGCGCAGGGGAGCGGAGCAGCAGCGCCAUGGAGGAGAUUGCCACGGAGAAAGAAGCAGAGAAGAGUCACCGGCAGGACAGCGUGAGUCUCCUGACGUUCAUUCUCCUGCUCACCCUCACCAUCCUCACCAUCUGGCUCUUCAAGCACCGCCGGGUGCGUUUCCUCCAUGAGACCGGCCUGGCUAUGAUUUAUGGACUGAUUGUGGGAGUCAUCUUGAGAUAUGGCACACCCUCCACCAGUGGUCAUGAUAAGCCAUUCAGCUGCUCUCAAGAAGAUCGGGCAUUCACAACCCUGUUGGUCAACAUCAGUGGAAAAUACUUUGAAUAUACAUUAAAAGGAGAAAUAAGUCCUGGAAAAAUAAACAAUGUGGAACAGAAUGACAUGUUGCGAAAAGUAACUUUUGAUCCAGAAGUGUUCUUCAACAUCCUCCUGCCUCCCAUUAUUUUCCACGCGGGCUAUAGUUUGAAGAAAAGGCAUUUCUUCAGAAAUCUGGGGUCUAUUCUGGCAUAUGCCUUCUUCGGAACUGCAGUCUCUUGUUUCAUUGUUGGGAAUCUUAUAUAUGGUGUUGUAAAACUGAUGAAGCUUGUGGGACAGCUCUCUGAUAAGUUUUAUUAUACAGACUGUCUUCUCUUUGGAGCUAUAAUAUCUGCUACUGAUCCAGUCACUGUACUGGCAAUUUUUAAUGAUCUUCACGCUGAUGUUGAUCUCUAUGCACUGCUGUUUGGAGAGAGCGUUCUAAAUGAUGCUGUUGCUAUUGUACUGUCUUCCUCUAUUGUAGCAUAUCAGCCCACAGGAGGAAAUGUUCACACUUUUGAUGCAGCAGCCUUUUUUAAGUGUGUCGGAGUCUUCCUUGGAAUCUUCAGCGGCUCUUUCAUGAUGGGAGCAGUAACAGGGGUUUUGACAGCACUGAUAUCCAAAUUUACAAAACUGCACUGUUUCCCCUUGCUGGAGACAGCUCUCUUCUUUCUGAUGUCUUGGAGUACAUUCUUGCUGGCUGAAGCUUGUGGUUUUACAGGUGUGGUAGCUGUUCUGUUCUGUGGGAUCACACAAGCUCAUUACACUUACAACAAUCUAUCAGUUGAGUCAAGGAGCCGAACCAAGCAGCUCUUUGAAGUACUGCACUUUCUGGCUGAAAACUUCAUUUUUUCUUAUAUGGGGUUAGCCCUGUUUACUUUCCAGAAGCACGUAUUCAGUCCCAUUUUCAUUAUUGGAGCUUUUAUAGCUGUCUUCCUGGGCCGAGCUGCACACAUCUAUCCACUUUCUUUCUUCUUGAACUUGGGCAGAAGGCACAAGAUCAGCUGGAACUUUCAGCACAUGAUGAUGUUCUCAGGUCUUAGGGGAGCCAUGGCAUUUGCUCUAGCCAUAAGAGACACUGCAACUUAUUCUCAUCGGAUGAUGUUCUCCACAACUCUUCUUAUUGUGUUCUUUACUGUCUGGAUUAUUGGUGGAGGCACGACACCCAUGCUGUCAUGGUUGAAUAUAAGAGUUGGUGACCAUGUUCCUUCGGUGGAAGAGAUGGAUGAAAGCCGCUGGCUGUACUUCAGAGUUGGAGUUGACCCAGACCAAGAUCCUCCACCCAGCAAUGAUAGCUUUCAAGUCUUACAAGGGGAUGGUCCAGAUAUUGAAAGGAGGAACAGAACAAAGCAGGAAAGUGCUUGGAUCUUCAGGCUAUGGUAUAGUUUUGACCACAACUACCUCAAGCCCAUUCUUACGCACAGUGGCCCUCCACUAACUGCAACUCUUCCAAGUUGGUGUGGAUUGAUUGCUCGCUGCCUAACUAGUCCCCAGGUUUAUGAGAACCAGGAGCAACUUAGAGAUGAAGAUUCCGAUUUUAUUCUGAAUGACAGUGACCUGACACUAACAUAUGGGGACACGACAAUAACUGCUAAUGGAUCUUCUGGCUCACAUACUGCUGCUACUACUAGCCUUGAUGGCAGGAAGACAAAAAGUAGCUCAGAGGAGGCUCUCGAACGUGAUCUGGGAACAGAAGCACCUGAGGUGAUGAGCAGAGGCACUCGGCUGGUAUUUCCAUUGGAUGCGUGAUGACUGGCUCAGUUAAAAAAUGGAAAACAUUCAGCAAUAGCCCCAAUGUCCAAGGACGCAAGAUGUCCGCAGGUCCCAGUGUCAGUGGAGGUUCUUAGCAAAUUUAAUGUCUGUUGUGCAAAUGGUUUUAUUAAGCUGGAUGCUAACCUUGACAAACACACCUCCUUUUUAAUUUCAUUCAAGAUGCUGACUAUGUCUAAUCCAGACAAGUGAAAAUUUGGUCAGGGUCUUGUCUAAAAUAAAAAAAACACCUUAAUGUAAAAGCAGCGUGUUAUAAUCAUCUCGUUUUGCUGCACUACCUCUCUGACAAGAGGUCUGGGAAUAUUAACUAUAGCAGUGGGUUAAGCUUAUUCAGGGCCAUCAAAAGCUUUUCAGCCUGGAAAACAUUAGAAAAUUCUGAUGUUCAUAUUGGCCAUUCUUGACGGAAGGUGCAAUGUUUGUCUUAUACUUGAAAAACAUAGGCGCAAAAGAGGACAUUAUAUACUGUGAGCACAUUAGCAGAAACAUUGUUUUGGGACUUGUUUUAAAAGCAAAGCUCCAUUUCAUUUCAAGGGAAACAAAAAAAAAAUCCUCUUUAUUAGAAAUGUUUAGUAUUAAUUGUGUGUCUGAAAGGAGGAGUAUCAAUGUGUGUGUUCUCCUAACUCUGGACAACUUUACUCAGAAUUUCUGUAAGAGUUAUGUGGCUGCAUCAUAAGCAAAGUCCUUUGGUUUGCCGUCCAGGUUUUACCACUUCCUUUCUCUUACCCAUAAUACACUCUGGUUGUCUGGCUAAACUCUUAGCUUUAUCAGAUGGAGGAAAUUACCAGUCAUCCUGUGACAAUUGUAGACUGUGAUGUUUGUUUGUUACAGUUGUGAAGACAGUGUUGAAUGCAAAUGCAGCUGCAGAAUUCUGUACAGGUUGCACAAGAAGUACUAAUGGAAUCUGGUCCAAGUUCCAGAAGGAUGAGCCUACCAUGAGUGUAACUCUUUAUGACAGUGGGAUUAAAAAAAAAAGUGUGUUUUCUCUCUGUUUGACACUGCGUGUGUGUGUUAGUGGCAUAUUGCACUAUUACCCUGAUGUUUAAAACUAGUGCUGUGCCUUUUCUGUAAUACUAGAGUAUUAUGUUAUGUGAAAAGGGAAUACUUUGUCUUGGGUACAGAUAUGCUCAUUUAACAUAGAAUAUAUGUAAGCCAAUUGUGAAUGAGUGGCCUCAUGAUACAAUUAGCUAAUUCUUGACUACUUCCCUUCAUGAAAGCAUAGCUUCUCAAAAGCAGGAUUCAAAAUUAAAGCAAUGUUUGGAUUCAAAGAGGUAGCAUUCUCCCCCCCCCCCCCGACUGUUCCAUAAUUUUAACAUAGCCACUAUGCUUAAAAAGAUGAAGAUGUUCUUUACCAAUAUUUUUUCCCCACCAUGAGAUGCAGGGUGGGGGAGAAUGACUGACUUGCCAUUUUUAUUUUAGUCUGUGAAACAGAACUGAAAUUUGAAACAACCUGUUUAAUAAAAGUCCACAAGUCUC
Molecule: messenger RNA, 3931 nt
Organism: Hemicordylus capensis (graceful crag lizard)
Lineage: Eukaryota; Metazoa; Chordata; Lepidosauria; Squamata; Cordylidae
Gene: SLC9A7
Product: solute carrier family 9 member A7
Exons: 17
Coding region: 341-2437 (698 amino acids)
Biological process (GO): proton transmembrane transport; sodium ion transport; regulation of pH
Cellular component (GO): recycling endosome; membrane
Molecular function (GO): sodium:proton antiporter activity
Source: RefSeq, a predicted model, not a curated record